GGGGCUGCAGCGGCUGAGGCGGCUGAGGCAGUAGCGGCAGCGGCUGCGACGCGUCCGGGCAGGACUGAGCCUCCCGCUGUCCAGCACGCCUGGGAUGGGUAAUGGUGUGCAGGAAGGCUCCGUGCGCCUGCGAGAGGAUGCCGAAGCCGUCCUGGCCGGGGCCGUCUCCUCGAAGAGAGACCACAGGCAAGUGCUCAGCUCCCUGCUGUCUGGAGCCCUGGCUGGUGCGCUCGCCAAGACAGCAGUAGCCCCCCUGGACCGGACCAAGAUCAUCUUCCAAGUGUCUUCAAAAAGAUUUUCUGCCAAGGAGGCCUUCAGGCUCCUCUACUUCACCUACCUCAAUGAGGGCUUCCUCAGCCUUUGGCGCGGGAAUUCGGCCACCAUGGUGCGAGUGAUUCCUUAUGCAGCCAUCCAGUUCAGCGCACACGAGGAAUACAAGCGCAUCCUGGGCCACUACUAUGGCUUUCGUGGAGAAGCCCUGCCCCCAUGGCCACGCCUCCUGGCUGGUGCCUUGGCAGGAACCACCGCGGCUUCCCUCACGUACCCUUUGGACCUGGUUAGAGCAAGGAUGGCUGUGACGCCUAAGGAGAUGUACAGCAACAUCUUUCAUGUCUUCAUUCGGAUCUCGAGAGAGGAAGGACUGAAGACCCUCUAUUUCGGGUUCACCCCCACCGUGCUGGGGGUCAUUCCCUAUGCGGGGCUCAGCUUCUUUACGUACGAGUCACUGAAGAGCCUGCACCGAGAGUACAGUGGCCGCCCGCAGCCCUAUCCCUUUGAGCGCAUGGUCUUCGGGGCCUGUGCUGGCCUUAUCGGGCAGUCGGCCUCCUACCCUCUGGACGUGGUGCGGCGGCGCAUGCAGACAGCAGGUGUCACGGGCCACCAGCACGGCUCCAUCCUGAGCACGCUACGCUCCAUUGUACGUGAGGAGGGCGCGGUGCGGGGCCUCUACAAGGGCCUGAGCAUGAACUGGCUGAAGGGCCCAAUUGCCGUGGGAAUCAGCUUCACGACUUUCGACCUCAUGCAGAUCCUGCUGCGCCGGCUGCAGAGCUAGGCUAGCACAACAGUGGAUGGUGAGCUGUCAGAGCAGGGGCAUGCAGCUGUGUGCUGGCAGCCCUCUGGUACCUUGAGGAUGGGCAGGAGGGCGGGACCUGACUUGGGGCUGUGGGGCCCAUAGCAAAGUGCUGGCCCUCGGGGUGUGACAUUGUGAUGCUGGAUCUUGGCUGUCCCCUCCUUGCUAUUGGCUGGUGAGUCUCCUGAGGUGUUUCCCAAAAGUCCCUAAUGGGUCAGUUGCACUUCCUAGCCCUGUGCCCUCUGACCUGCUGCUGAUUCUAGUGCCCAUUGGCACACGGGGCUCAGAGCCCAUCCCUUCUUGCUACGACUGUGCCUGCUUGCAGACGUGAUAGCAAUUCCUUUUAAGCCACACACUGGAGGGUCACAGUGUGCUCAGCGGUGGCUGUACCUGUGUCCCUCAGUCCUCCACCAUGCCUGCCUAUCCUCUCCCAGGUGACAAAUGGCUGCUCUUGCCCACAUAGUUUUUUCCCCAGAGCACUGUGCCCAUCCCAUUCCCGAGGGCUGCACCUGACCAUUGACAACUACGUGGCUUGUACCUUUCCAGGAGGCCCCAUGGCCACCAGGCGGCGGGGUGGUGGUGGUGGUGGUCAAGUUCAGACCCCACUGGAAAUGCCCAUGUGGGUGUCACUGACCCAAGGUGUCUCCCAAAGUACCAGUCAGGCUGAAUGCAGGCCCAAAGCCUCUUACAUGCACGGCACCCAUGGAGGUAGGGCUCAAGCUCCUGAAACUGCCUUUGUGGCUGUCAUUCAGCCAGGCCGCAUGAAGCCCAAAGAUGGAUGGCUUUUCCUGUAAGAAUGAGUACAGAUGUGUCCAUGACCUGGAGAGCAGGAACCACCAGCCAGCUGACUCAAGGAGAAGUCCCUGGGGUCCCUAGGGUCACAGGAAACUCUUGCCUUUCCUGGUGUCUGGGUCCUUGAUUGAGGGUCUUUGAGACAGUCCCAGCCAGAAGCCCUGGCUCUCCUGCUUCUGCGUGUUAUCUGAGCUAGUCUCCAACUAGAGCAAUCCUCCUGACUUUAGUCUUUCUUCUUUCUCUCUUUCUCUUCCUUCCUUUCUCUCUUUCUCUCUCUUUCU
This is a messenger RNA of Mus pahari (shrew mouse), 2142 nucleotides long. RefSeq names its product solute carrier family 25 member 42 (gene Slc25a42). Lineage: Eukaryota; Metazoa; Chordata; Mammalia; Rodentia; Muridae. The coding region runs from base 95 to 1051 and encodes 318 amino acids. The transcript is spliced from 8 exons. Gene Ontology annotation, cellular component: mitochondrial inner membrane. The record is from RefSeq and is a predicted model, not a curated record. Gene Ontology annotation, biological process: transmembrane transport.